Fusarium proliferatum ET1 is the source of this 414-nucleotide messenger RNA. RefSeq lists its product as uncharacterized. Bases 1 to 414 code for a protein of 137 amino acids. NCBI's taxonomy places the organism in Eukaryota, Fungi, Ascomycota, Sordariomycetes, Hypocreales, Nectriaceae. The transcript has a single exon. The record is from RefSeq and is a predicted model, not a curated record.
AUGUCUUUGCCAAAUUCGAUCCUUGUUUUCAACCAGAUCAUAGAACACGUAGCUCAAUGUGCGGAAAAGCUUGCAGGUAUACAACCACUGGCGCGCAAACGGGAAGACGAUAUGCGAGCUAUCCGGGCUAAGAUCAGCGCGGCGUGGGAGCGUAUUCCGCAAACCAGUCAUGCCUUUGAAAGAGACCGAUUACAAGCAGAAAUACAAGGCUACUUUGCCAAGCUACGAGAACUUGAGCAGAACUACGAGUCGGGUUUGGGAGAUGCACACAAAGACUAUGAACAUCAAGCCGACAUAGCUGUCAAAGCUCUUUGUGAAGCUCUUAACGAAGCAGCGGACACAUUGUUGGGAUCACGAAGCCGAAGGAUUGUAGGAGCCAGGGAACUACCCGGGGCGACAGAAAACGACAUCUGA